This is a messenger RNA of Aphanomyces astaci, 3232 nucleotides long. RefSeq lists its product as hypothetical. Gene Ontology annotation, molecular function: protein binding. Lineage: Eukaryota; Oomycota; Saprolegniomycetes; Saprolegniales; Verrucalvaceae. The record is from RefSeq and is a predicted model, not a curated record. The transcript has 3 exons. Bases 34 to 3138 code for a protein of 1034 amino acids.
GCCGCUUACUUUACCCGACCAAGGUCUUCAAAUAUGCCAGGCAACGACGGGUAUGGAGCUCGAUGGAUGCGGUACCUGGGUGUCGGCAGCGACGGGAGCUUGUUCCAAGAGCGAAAGGCUUACGAGACACUGCGUGACCAACUCAAGUUCCGCCCGACCUCGGAACAUCACCCGUUGAGCGAAGCUGACGACAAUCCGUGGAACCAGUUCUUCGCGGACGACACUCUUGUGCGGGAAAUCAACACCGACUUGGACCGAUUGUAUCCGCAAGGUCAAGAAACGUUCUUCCAAGAGCGGAAGGACUACAUGGACAUGCUGCGCAAUGUGUUGUUUGUGUGGUGCAAGCAGCAUCCGACGUUGGCAUACCGACAAGGCAUGCACGACCUCGUCGCGGUCGUCCUAUACGCGUGCGUCGAUGGAAUCGACGGCAGCGACGACGAUCGCGUCGAGUUCCUCGAGCACGACACGUAUAUUCUGUUCCAGCGCAUCAUGGUGUGGAUGAAACCACUGUAUGCCAUCCAAACCAUCGCUCCCGUCGAGUCGGACGCCACCCCGUCCACCGACGCUGUAGACGACGACACCACUCUCUUCCCUCUACCCACGGACCGCGGCGCCGCCGUCCCGCUCGAAGAACGCCCUCUCUUCCGCGCGUCCAACGGUCCCGACAACGCCGACUCCUUUCCGAGCCCGACCGCGCAAUCUGCCCUCCAACUGCUCUGCCACGUCGUUCAGUACGAAUUGCUCGCCAAGCACGACCCCCAACUCGCGCGCCAUCUCCAAAACGUCCAAGUGCUACCCGAAACGUACUGCCUUCGAUGGCUGCGUCUCCUUCUCGCGCGGGAAUUCCCGUUCGACCAAACAUUGCGGGUAUGGGAUGCCAUGUUCGCAUCAUCGUUAUCGUCGUCUGACCCAACCACUUUGGAGCUGCUGCCGUACAUGUGUGUGGCGGUCCUCGUCCACUUCUCCGCGGCGCUUCGGGACUGCGACAACACGGGGUGCCUGCAGCUGCUCAUGCGGCCUUCGUCCGUUGGCCUGCCCGCGCAAUCGAUCGUCGACAGCGCGCUCCUCAUGCACAAUCCCAUGAUCGAGACAGACCACGACGACAUGGACGUCGUGCGCUUUGACGAUGGAUCCCCCCUCGGCAUUGUGCUCACGAACGCGCAGUCCCCAUAUGACUUUCGCCUAGCGGUCAAGGAAGUGUCGGGUCGAGCGCUUGAAAGCGGCCGUGUAUUUGUCGGCGAUUUGGUCGAGAGCAUCAAUGGCGUCAAAAUGUAUCAGAUAUCGACGGACGAGAUCAAAAAGCAUAUUGCGCUGCUGCCGCGGCCGCUGUACGUGUCGUUUCUGCAUGUCACCGACUCGAUUCCGCCUGAUGAGCAUGCCGCCCCCCCCCUCCACCAAACAUCCUUCGCGUCGUCGUCGGCAUUGUCGCCCCCGCCAGCGUUUGUCCUCCCCGACGACACGCCCCUGCCGUCAUUCCUCGAUGGCGAGCAAUGCUAUGCCCACGUCGAGACCUCCAUGCACCAGCCAGUGUUCCACGCUGCGUCGGGCUCAUGCGCGGCGCAUUUUGUCCCCGGUCGCCUCUUUCUGACCAACUACCGGUGUCUAUUUCAAGGAGGCGGCGGCGGCAGUAGCAGCGGCAUUGGAACGAUGUGGGAGAUUCCCAUCUUGUCUGUGGCUGCUAUUCUCGUGGGGGACGCGACGCCGCUCGAUUUCAAUCCGCUCGCCGCCGCCUCGAGCCAAAACCACCCCCGCCAUCACCACCACACACUCACGCUCGUGUGCAAAGACACACAGCAAGUUCAGUUUGCCUUUCGAGAUGGCCAAGAGUUUACACGCACGCACAAGUGUCUGUCGGUGCUGGCAUUCCCAGCGUCGCUCACGGAUGCGUUCUGCUUCUUCUACCGCCCGCACACGCUGCCGUCGGACGUGGUCGCGCCAUUCGAUAUCCGCGCCGACUACCAGCGCCUCGGCCUCCUCCACGGCCGGUUUCGAUGCAUCGAUCAAGCGUACUUGUUGUGUGAUACGUACCCGCGGUUCGUGAUGGUGCCGGCCGACAUGUCGGACGUCAAGCUGCAGGCGGCAGCGGCGUUCCGGUCCAGUCAGCGCCUCCCGGUCGUGUGCUGGCAGCACCCGACAAACCACGCGGUGAUCGCGCGGUCGUCACAGCCCCUCGUGGGUCUCAAGUCGGCGCGGUGUGCUGAAGACGAACAGCUCGUGGCGGCCUUGUUGUGUGGAGGGGGAAGUAGCAGCAGCAGUAGUCUGUUGUUUCCGUCGGCGCAUCGAUAUGUCAUCAUGGACGCGCGGGGGCAGCUCGCGGCGGCGGGGAACAAAGCCAUGGGCAAAGGAACUGAAAGCACGGCCAACUACCGCGGCGCCAAGCUCGUGCACAUGAACAUGGAGAACAUCCACGCGAUUCGGAAUGCGUUUUCCAGUGUGAGCGCGGCGUUCGAUCCGACGGACACGACGGACAGCGCCAGCUUUUUGCACAAAAUCGACCAUUCUGGCUGGCUCAAGCACGUUCGAUUGGUGCUCAAGGCGUCGUGGGACUUGGCCGAUUACGUGCACAACAGCGGCGUGUCGGUGCUCACACACUGCAGCGACGGAUGGGACCGCACCGCGCAGAUGGUGUCGCUUGCCGAGCUCAUGCUGGAUCCAUUCUAUCGGACGCUGGAAGGGUUCGCGGUGCUCGUGGAGAAGGAAUGGUGCAGCUUUGGCCACCAAUUUGGGCUCCGGUGUGGCCACGCCCGCAGUGACGUGUCCAACGACCAGCGGUCGCCCAUCUUUUUGCUCUGGCUCGACUGCAUCCACCAGCUCUUGCGGCAGUUUGAGACGGAGUUUGAGUUUGCGUCGACGUUGCUCCUGUUCUUGGCAGACCACGUGUACAGCUGCAAGUAUGGCAACUUUAUGUUUGACUGCGAAAAGGCUCGCGUCGACUGCUUUGACAAGUACGCAGCUACCAACAUCUGGUGCGACGUCCAAUCAAAACGCGACACGUUUGCCAACCCCCGGUUCAGCCCCGAGCGCACCGUGCUGGCGCCGUCUACCGCAUGGAAAAACAUUGUGCUGUGGAAAGCGUACUUUGCCCGGUUUGACCCUACGUUUGUGCCUCCGGUCGAGUGUGUCCAGUUUUAUUCGUAGACUUAAAGGGCAUGUGGUUGGUUGCGGAAUCCACAGUUGCUCGACAGAAUACAGUUUAAAUAUGAGAUACAGUAUACUAGUAUAUAUAUAUAUA